Messenger RNA from Schizosaccharomyces japonicus yFS275, 2994 nucleotides. Its product is annotated as nucleoporin Npp106. The transcript has 2 exons. Gene Ontology annotation, molecular function: structural constituent of nuclear pore. The record is from RefSeq and is a predicted model, not a curated record. Lineage: Eukaryota; Fungi; Ascomycota; Schizosaccharomycetes; Schizosaccharomycetales; Schizosaccharomycetaceae. The coding region runs from base 212 to 2989 and encodes 925 amino acids. Gene Ontology annotation, biological process: stalled replication fork localization to nuclear periphery; mRNA export from nucleus. Gene Ontology annotation, cellular component: nuclear envelope; nuclear periphery; nuclear pore.
GUUCUCCAAGUGUUUACUCUGUUUGUGUUGAUUCAUCUUCAUUUCGUAUUUAGACUAACACCUGUUGUUUUGUCGUUUAUCUAUAACAUCUUAUCUUAACGAACAAGGGUCCAAACGUUAAUUUCAAUCUAAGCGACUCUCCAACUUUAUACUGUUCAUGUCUUAGCUGCCGCGACCGAUACGCUUUUGUCUUCUCCCCUAAACGGUUUUCAUGUCGACAGCGCAGAAAGACGGUGGUGAAACGCACGAUGCGGCCGCUUCUACGUCUCAACACAGCGUGCUGUUUGAUCUUCUUCAAAAGUCGCGUCAGCUCUUUCAGGUUCUAAUUAAACCACAGGUGCCUCCAAUUGAAUAUGGACUUAAUCAGCUUGAGGCUCACGCCCAUAAAAUGGUUGAAAAGAUGCUUCCCAUGCGGGACGGUGAUGCGAAAGCACACUAUCUGCUUGCUGAAAGUGGAAUGAAUGCUGAACAAACGCGCCAAAAAAUAACAUCGAUUCACUUAGGCCCCUUGUCUGAGCAGUAUGAACUCGACAAAAAAACCAUCAUUGAGCAUCCGGUAAAAAGAUACAAGGAACAAAAUAUUACUGCAAGCAUAGAGAAUGGCCUGAAUAAAAGUCUUGCUGACUUUGAAAAAAACCUUGUACAAUCCAGUGGUCGUGAAUGGGAAAAAUUGAAAUCAGACUUUAUGUGUGACAUAGGUCGUCUUCUUCAGGGAAAGGAGGACAGCAUGCUUGGAGCUUCAAUGUCUCUAUCCUUCCGUGGAUCUGUCUCUAAAAGCGUUAACGGUGCAGGCAGUUUUUUUUCCAGCACUGUCCGUUCUCGUACUGCUGGCUCUUAUGCUGGUUUGUCAUUCUUACGCACCACUGAACUGCAGACUGCUCAUGAUGUGAGCUCGCGUUUUGCUGGAACUAUCCCUUCGUACACUGUGCAAGCCAAACUCGACGCUUUAUACAGCGUUAUCCACAUCAUGAAUGAGCAUCGGAUCAGCGGAGGAAACAGUCCUCUCUUUUCUCUUUUCUCUUCUGUUGCACAAAAGUUUGACUCUGCCACACCGCAACUUUACGAUGCCUGGAUGCUGCUUGCACGAAUCGUGGGCACGCACCCAGUUGCUGCCGAGUACGUCCCUGCUGGAGUGUAUGCUGCCAACAAGUCAGCACCCCACAACAGUAGUCUCGCAGCAGAGUUGCGCUUACGUAUCGUUCAAGGUUCGUUGUCUUAUUUACAGAAUCAAUUCCUCACUGUUGUUCACCAACAAAUCGGAAACACUGUACCUCUUAAUUCGGAUACUUUUAAGAAAAUUCAUGCCUUUGCUCGGGCUCGUUUUUUCAAGAACAACGCAUGGACGAACACAAAUCUUACCAUUGUUAAUGAUGUUCCCAUCUGGGCAAUUUUGUAUUACAUGUUGCGUGCCGGUCUGCUAGAGGACGCCAUGGACUUUGUUCGAAACUGGGGCACUGAGUUUGAGAAGCAGGCACAUUCCUUCUCCGCAUACUUUAAUGCUUUUGUGCAUGCACCGACGGAACCACUGCCGCAAAAGCUCGCUGAACGCUUACAAACAGAAUUUUCUCAGCUACUUCGAUAUGCUCCAGAGGAUCCAUUCAAGCAUGCGAUCUACAAAAUUCUUGGUCAAUGUGAGCCUAAUCGGAGCACGCUACCGGACGUGUGCAUAACCACUGAAGACUACAUGUGGAUACAGCUCAUGCUUUGUCGCGAAUCAAAGAAUGCUAGUGCCGUAGGCACCACUGGUGCGUUCGACCUUGUUGCCUUUCAGAAAAAAAUUGUUUCCUUUGGAGCGCGUCAUUUCAACCCUAAAAACAAUAACCCUUUCCAUUACUUUUUGGUUCUCCUAUUGAGCGGCCAAUUUGAACGAGCCAUACAUUACUUGCAUGGGUUUUUCCCCGCAGAAGCUGUGCACUUCGCAAUCGUUCUUGCAUACUAUGGACUUCUUUCUACAUGCAAUUUUGAAAAAAGCGAAAGCUUGCUUAACGAAGAACGAGAUGACUUGGUACGCCUCAACUAUCCGUUACUUUUGUUAUCCUAUCUCAACUACAAAUGCCCUUCCGAAACAUUGGAAUGUCUGGACUACUUGUCAUGCAUUUCACUCAUACCCUCUUACAAGUCUUAUUGUUUGAAACUUGUGAAGUUACUUAUUUUGCAUUCAUGCGACUUUGGCCGCUUGUUGGGCGAUGUACACUGCGACGGUAGUCACUCAUCCGGUUACCUUGAGGUGUAUCAUCGCAUUAUUCCUUUUGAUGAAGAUUUCUUAAAAAAGGUGUACGCCGAAGGUGCAACUGAGGCAGAUAAUGAUGGCCGCUAUGGCGAUUCAGUACUUCUUUAUCAUUUGCUUGGUGACUAUGAUACCGUUUUGUCUGUUGCCGCUCGAAAGCUUGGUGAAGAUAUUCUUGCUAAAGGACUUUGGGCUUCUAGUUACUCGCAACCCGAUUCUUUAGUGGGACUGUCCGUUGUCAUUGCCGCGGAUGAAGCGCCAGAUGUUCUUGUGCAGCAGUUGUAUCAGAGAUAUGCUGAAAGCACGGACGAAAAUGUUAAAAUCAGUGACAAGACACGCAUUCUUUGCAAACAAUUACUGUCCAUUGUCGCUGCCAAGCAAGCGUUUGAACAAGAACGCUAUAAAGACUGUCUGCGGAUAUUGGAGGAAGUUGAUGUUGUCCCAAUUAUGUGCCCAUCAGAUCCUUCCACUCAAACCCAGCUUUCGGCCUUGCUUCGUCAUCGUGCAAUGGAGUUGGGAACUGUCCCUGUUCCCAUUGUUCGUGUGCUUCCUGUCGUUCUUCUCAUGGCUAUGUCUUGUCUCGUUACUCUCUUUAAACAACUUCGGGACAUCACUGUAGCCGAUGUGCAUGAUUUAAGCUCUGAAUUUUGGCAACUUCGUCAAAAGGCUUCCUCUCUGGUUAUGUUUGGUACUAUGAUUGAGAAUUAUCUCUCGCCUUCAGUAAUCGAAACUUUACAAACAAGUCAGGUUUCUAUGAAUUAGUUUAU